CAAACCACGCCCCAAAUCACCCAAGCCACGCCCCAAAUGACCCAAGCCACGCCCCCCAGGCCCCAGGCCCCGCCCCCCAGGCCCCAAGCCCCGCCCCCGAGGCGCCGGGGCCGCUGGCGCUGCUGAAGGCGCGGGCGCUCGACGUCACCUUCGACGUGGGCGACGACUACGAGGUCAUCGAGACCAUCGGCACCGGCGCCUACGGCGUGGUCAGCUCGGCACGGCGGCGCGACACGGGCCAGCAGGUGGCCAUCAAGAAGAUCCCCAACGCCUUCGACGUGGUGACCAACGCCAAGCGGACGCUGCGGGAGCUGAAGAUCCUCAAACACUUCAAACACGACAACAUCAUCGGCAUCAAGGACAUCCUGCGGCCGGCCGGGCCCUACGGCGAGUUCCGCUCCGUCUACGUCGUUCUGGACCUCAUGGAGAGCGACCUCCACCAGAUCAUCCACUCCUCCCAACCCUUGACCUUGGAGCACGUCCGCUACUUCCUCUACCAACUCCUCCGCGGCCUCAAGUACAUCCACUCGGCGAACGUCCUCCACCGCGACCUCAAGCCGAGCAACCUCCUGGUCAACGAGAACUGCGAGCUGAAGAUCGGCGAUUUCGGCAUGGCGCGCGGCCUCGGCGCCGACCCGCGCCAGGCCAAGGCGUUCCUCACCGAAUACGUCGCCACGCGUUGGUACCGCGCGCCGGAGCUUCUGCUGUCGCUGCACCGCUACACGCGCGCCAUCGACAUGUGGUCGGUUGGGUGCAUCUUUGCCGAAAUGCUCGGCCGCCGGCAACUCUUCCCGGGGCGGAAUUACGUCCACCAACUCCAGCUGAUCAUGGCGGUGCUGGGCACGCCGCCGCCCGGCGUCAUGGCGGCCAUCGGCGCCGAGCGGGUGCGCGCCUACGUGCAGAGUUUGCCGCCGCGCCCGCCGGUGCCGUGGGAGAGUCUUUUCGGCGACGCGGAGCCGGCGGCGUUGGCGUUGUUGGGGAGGAUGUUGCGUUUCGACCCGCGGGAGCGCGUCGGCGUCGCCGAGGCGUUGCGGCACCCGUUUUUGGCUAAAUAUCACGACCCCGAGGACGAACCCGAGUGCGUGCCGGCGUUCGACUUCGCGUUCGACCGGCAGGCGCUCACCAAAGAGGAGAUCAAAGCCGCCAUCGUUGCCGAAAUCGCCGAUUUCCACGCGCGCCGCGACGGAAUCCGGCGCCAAAUCGCGCCGGCGCCCGUCAGAAAGACCGACGUUGAUGUCAACAUGGCGAACGUCACCGCGGCGCCGGCGUGGCCGCCCUGCGCCGACGUGGACAUGCCGAGCCCCGGCCCCGCCCCCGACUGCCCCAUGGAGUCGCCGCGGGUGAAGGCGGAGCCGGAAGCGCCGGCGGCGCCCAAGAGGGACGGCGCCAUCUCGGACGACACCAAAGCGGCGCUGAAGGCGGCGCUGCUGAAAUCGGCCAUGAGGAACAAGAGCAAAGACCCGCCCUGCGCCGCGCCGGACCCGCCCGAGUGCCGCAAACCGGUGACGGCGGCCGAGCGCCAGCGCGAGCGGGAGGAGAAGCGCCGCCGCCGGCAAGAACGCGCCAAAGAACGCGAAAAACGCCAACGGGAGCGCGAACGCCGCGAGCCGCGCCCGCGGGGGGAGGGGCUGCACGGCCUCGUCCUCACCGACGACGACCGGCACCUCUUGGAGCGCUGGACCAAGAUGGCGGACGGCGCCGCGCCCGCGCCCCGCCCACAAGCCCCGCCCCCCCGCCCCCAGGCCCCGCCCCCUCCCGCCGAGCCGUGGGCGUGGCCGGAGCGCCAAACCGGCGACGCCGACGUGGCCACGGUGACGCAGCAGCUGCAGAAGUCGCAGGUGGAGGAUCCGCUGCCGCCGGUGUUCCCGGUGACGCCCAAGGGAAGCGGCGCCGGUUACGGCGUCGGAUUCGACCUGGAGGAGUUCCUGAGCCAAUCGCUCGACAUGGUGGGAGAGGCCAAGGACAGCGUUGCCGACUCGGCGCCGCUCUCGGCGUCGCUCUUGGCCGAUUGGUUGGAGGUUCACCGCCUCAGCCCCGCCGCGCUCGAGAGUCUCCAGCGCGACCUCCAGCUCGGAUCGCCCAUGGCGAUCGCCGAGGAGCCGCCGGCGCCGUGACCCCGCCCCCAACCAGGCCACGCCCCCAACCAGGCCACGCCCCCAACGAGGCCACGCCCACCGCGCUGAGGCCACGCCCACAAUAUGAGGCCACGCCCACAUUAAAUUCAUUAAAUUUGUACCAAAA
This is a messenger RNA of Taeniopygia guttata (zebra finch), 2241 nucleotides long. RefSeq names its product mitogen-activated protein kinase 7 (gene MAPK7). Lineage: Eukaryota; Metazoa; Chordata; Aves; Passeriformes; Estrildidae. The record is from RefSeq and is a predicted model, not a curated record. Gene Ontology annotation, molecular function: ATP binding; MAP kinase activity. Gene Ontology annotation, biological process: protein phosphorylation.